AUGCCACCGUCACCAACGCAGACGGCGAAUUGGGCCCGAGGCAAGAAGGGAUGGUUUACAGAGAGAGAGGAGAUUAUCAUGGUCAACCGUAUCAUCCGAGAAGACCCCAGCAAGGGCACUAUGCAUAAUCGCCAGCCGUUGACCCUCAAACUUAUUUGGCAGAGUUUCAAAGACUACGAUCUAUGGCCCUUGUAUAUCAUAGGAGUUUUGUUCCUGAUACCUAGUACAACAAUAUCGCAAUACUUUACCUUGCUCUUAAAAGAUUUUGGAUUCAGCACAUUCAACACGAUUUUGCUUUCCAUUCCAUGCAACGCGAUGGGCGCUGUGACCCGAAUAGCCCUUGUCUACGGAGCUGAGGCCUUCGAGUCCCUUGCGUAUAUGGGCAUUUUAGCCCAGUUGUGGACGCUGCCAAUGCUCCUUUAUAUGAAUGCGGUUAAUUUCAGCCAAACCAACAAAUGGGUCGCAUGGACAGUACUCACACUGAUGCUUUCUUUUCCAAACCCCCAUGCGCUUCACGCUGGGUGGAACUCUCGCAACUCGAACAGCGUGCGAACGCGGACAAUCGCAGCCGCAUUAUACAACAUGUCGGCGCAGACGUCUCAAAUCAUUGGUUCGAACAUAUACCAUGACUCGGAUGCUCCUCGCUAUGUCGUUGGAAACAGGACGCUACUCAUCCUCGCUUGCACGAACAUUGUCCUCUAUGCCUUGACCAAACUAUACUACGUGAUACAGAAUCGCCGCCGGGAUAUGAAGUGGCAGGCCAUGACAGAGGACCAACGAGUUGACUACGUUGCGACAACACAGGAUCAGGGGAACAGAAGACUGGACUUCAGAUUUGCGCAUUAA
Aspergillus viridinutans is the source of this 846-nucleotide messenger RNA. Its product is annotated as putative MFS transporter. The transcript is spliced from 6 exons. Gene Ontology annotation, cellular component: membrane. Lineage: Eukaryota; Fungi; Ascomycota; Eurotiomycetes; Eurotiales; Aspergillaceae. The record is from RefSeq and is a predicted model, not a curated record. The coding region runs from base 1 to 846 and encodes 281 amino acids. Gene Ontology annotation, molecular function: transmembrane transporter activity.